Molecule: messenger RNA, 534 nt
Organism: Odontomachus brunneus
Lineage: Eukaryota; Metazoa; Arthropoda; Insecta; Hymenoptera; Formicidae
Product: chymotrypsin inhibitor-like
Exons: 3
Coding region: 123-392 (89 amino acids)
Source: RefSeq, a predicted model, not a curated record
CGGAAAUAGCAACACGCGCGACGAAUUUUCGUAUAAAAGAGGCAUCCGACUAGCAACCAGCAUCAAUCUCGAAACGUUCAGCAAGCAAUUAGCAGCAAACGACAAGAGAAACUCAUUUCAACAUGUCUCGCAAUAUGUUAGUACUCUUCCUUUUCGUGGCGAUCGUCGCUACUGUCAUGAGCAAUAAAAAAGUUAAACCAGUUGAUAAAGUGCCAAUAAAGUGCGGUAAGAACGAGGUGUUCAAUAAGUGCGGACCUGUCAUUCAACCGAGCUGCGACAAUCUUAAACCCAAGAACUGUGAGAAAAAAUGCGUCAAGGGUUGCUUCUGCAUAGAAGGUAUGGUGAGAAACGCGAAAAAUGAAUGCAUCCGUCCUUGCGAAUGCGAUUGCUAAUCAGGAUAUCCACGAUGAAGAAACGCGCUUGCUAUCACGGCCCGUAAAAGCUUCUAUACUUGUGCAAUUAUCCCCAAAUAUCUCUAUAUAAAACAUAUGUAGUCACGUGAUUCGAUAAUAAAUACUGCAUUCCGGAAAAUUA